UAAUUGAGUGGGCCUAGACUUGUUGAUAGCAUUUGAUGCUCCUCAUUACAAGAUUUUGGUCUUUAAAGCUAAGCAUAUAGCCCUGUUUUCCUGGUAAAACAUUUUCUUCUGAAAUAAAUUAUGACCAAUUUUGGAGUAUUUAUUUUUCAAGUUGACAUUGAUAGUGUGCAAAAAAUUUGUUUCACUGACUCCUAAUAUGAAAUGUUCUAGGUUUUAGAGACCACUCAGUGUACAAAGGUCGUCAAGUAUUUUUAUAUAAAAGAGCUCAGAUAUUUGUAGUAGAUUUAUGGGGUGCAUUUAAUGGCCAAGGAUAUGGCGAGUUUAAAGACAUCAGCUCUCUGACCAUAAUGGCUGACUAUAUAGUCCCAGCCGUUCUUCAACAGCUUGGCAUUUUAAAAUUCAGUCCAAAACUUGCCAGUACUAUUGAAGCCAGUGGUGAAAUAUGUCCGGGGACUGAGGAGGAAGUUGAACUUCGAGCUUGCUCUAUACAUGCUGUGGAGAAAAUGAGGGAGCUGAUAAGUGUAAAAUCAGGAAGACAGGUGCUCAGUGUAGAGCUGGAUCUUUGGCUUUGGGCUUCUGGAAUUGAGACUGAAUCUCUGAAGCACCGCUGAACACUUUGAAUAUAUUAUUCUGAUCCAGUGUUUGAUCUUAGUAAUUUGUGUUUAGGCUUAAUCCAGUGUUUGAUCUUAGUAAUUUGUGUCCGACCUUGUCUCUUGAUGCUUUUUUAUUCUAUAAUUUGUGUAUCACCAAAUGCACUAAGUGAGGAAUACUUGUAUGUUUUCUUUCUUACAGGUCCCUGCAUCUAAUCCAGAAGCAAACUGUGGCUACUUUAAAUGGGCUACUUCAAAGUCUAAGAAUAAAUAAAUUGGGAUUGGAAACAACUUUAAUUCAGCCGUCAAUGCUCCAU
Messenger RNA from Vicia villosa (hairy vetch), 907 nucleotides. RefSeq lists its product as uncharacterized. The coding region runs from base 348 to 611 and encodes 87 amino acids. The transcript has 2 exons. NCBI's taxonomy places the organism in Eukaryota, Viridiplantae, Streptophyta, Magnoliopsida, Fabales, Fabaceae. The record is from RefSeq and is a predicted model, not a curated record.